Meloidogyne enterolobii is the source of this 307-nucleotide messenger RNA. The record is from the annotation of a GenBank genome assembly. NCBI's taxonomy places the organism in Eukaryota, Metazoa, Nematoda, Chromadorea, Rhabditida, Meloidogynidae.
UCUGAGCUCUGCAAACAUUACAAAUAAUGUACAUUGGCAUUCGCUCAAGCUAAUAAGAAGGGGGCAACAAAUGGGGUUAAAAUUGGAUGGAAAAUGGCAUAAUCAAUCACUAAAUAAUAUUGGAAACAAACCUUUAAUUCUUUCUAUCAAUGAAAUAGCUAUUGCCCAACCUAUUGGAACUGCUAAGAUAGCCAAUAAUUUAGAGCAUUUGUUUCGUUUCCACGGCGAUUUAAGGAUUCUUUCAUUGAAUGGGUAUGAUUUAUUAAGGCCUAUACGUGUUAUGAAAAGACAAAAAGGUGAAAUUUAA